Tetrahymena thermophila SB210 is the source of this 633-nucleotide messenger RNA. RefSeq names its product transmembrane protein, putative. The transcript has 2 exons. The record is from RefSeq and is a predicted model, not a curated record. Lineage: Eukaryota; Ciliophora; Oligohymenophorea; Hymenostomatida; Tetrahymenidae.
AUGAUAUAAGUUAAUUUUUAAGUGUAUAUUUUGUGUAUUUUUUUUAUUUAAUAAGUUUAUGCAUUUUAUUGCUUUUUUUAUGAUUUGAUUCAUUUGUUAAUUGAAAUUUAAUAUCCAAAAAAAAAAACAAUAAAAAUCAAAGUGAGAUAAACAAUUAUUAAGGUAAUCCACAGGGAAGAAAAAAAAAGGAAAAAAAAACUCUAUUCAUAAAAGAGUGUUUAAUUAGCUAUUUAUUAUAAUUACAUAAGUAAUAUUAAAUUUUCAUCAUUUUUUCUUUUGCUAUCUCUAAGUAGUUCAUUGAUUCUAAUAAUAAGCAUUAAAAAAAAACAUAAAGGUACUACUAGUUUAUUAAUUAAAAGUAAAAGCAUAAACCUCACUGCUUAGAAAAGAGAAGAAAGAUAAUUAAUCACAAAGAAGAAUACAACAUUUUUUCUUUGUACGAAGUAAAUAAAAUAAAGAAAUAAACAAAAUAAAGUAAGCAAGCAAGCAAGCUUUAAAGAACAAAGGUAUUUGAAGCAAAAAACGGAAACGAAAAUACAGUUUAACAAUAGAAAUCUUUGUUUAGUAUCAAAUAUCAAUAAAAGGGUAGAAAAAAAUCAAAAACAAGCAAAAAAAGUCCUGUAGUUAGUUUGA